Rhagoletis pomonella (apple maggot) is the source of this 2854-nucleotide messenger RNA. RefSeq names its product neurofibromin-like. The record is from RefSeq and is a predicted model, not a curated record. Lineage: Eukaryota; Metazoa; Arthropoda; Insecta; Diptera; Tephritidae.
GGCGCGAAGGUUUUAUUUAAAACACAACGCUCAUUUUCGGUGCCGACCACCAAAGAACCGAAUAAUUCGAGCGCUAUCGAAGAACGUCAGGAGCGCGGCUCGCGUUCAUCUGUCUCAAAUGAGUCGAAUGUGCUGCUAGAUCCUGAAGUGCUCUCCGAUUUGUCCACCCAGGCAUUGGUGUUGACCGUUUUGGCCACAUUGGUGAAAUAUUCAACGGAUGAGAACGAGACGCGCGUGCUCUAUCAGUACCUAGCCGAGGGUUCGGUGGUUUUCCCCAAGGUUUUUCCAGUUAUCCAUUCUCUGCUGGAUCAGAAGAUCAAUAAUAUACUCUCUGUUUCACAUGAUCAAGUCGUUUUGAAUUCAGUACAAAGUAUCAUACAAAAUAUGCUGGCCAGCGAGGACCCCUCACAGCAGCAGUUACAUUUUCUGCAAAGUUGCGGUUUUGGUGGACUCUGGCGUUUCGCCGGACCCUUUACAAAGUACAACAUGAUGGGCGAAUCAUCUGAGUUAUUCGUUAACUGCUUGGAGGCUAUGGUAGAGACAUGUCUGCCGGGUGAUGAUGCAGUGCCGGUGCCACCAUCUCCACGUCCAUACAAUUUAAGUUCGAGCCUGAGCAGUCUGACUUUGGGCUCACCAACAGAUAAAGCAGCAUGAAUAACAACUAGCCAACGUCAACGCGGCAGACGUACAACACUUUUUGAACGGGUAUUUCGUUUUCUAAAUUUUUUCAAAAAAUGUUUUUAAGCCAAGAAGAGAUAAAUGGCGAGAAAUUGGAAAAGGACUUUUUAAAACUUUCGAAGCAAGCAAGGUGAAAAGAAAAGCAGUAAGUCGAACGGAAAAGGCUAAAUGCUAAGUGAAAUGAAUGUGAAGACGAAUACUGAAAGUAGAGGUAUGUUAUUAUAAAUGUAAUGAGGGGCGAUGUGAAGCGCUACGCAGGCGCGCCAUGAAUGUGCCAAGCAGUCGAAACAGACACACAUGUAUGUAUGUAUGUAUGUAUGUAUGUAUGUAUGUACAUAUGUAGUUGUACACAAAUGUGUGCAUGAUUGAUAACAAAUUAAAUGUAAGUGCGAAGGAUAUGCCUGUAUAUAAGUAUGUAUCUAUGUAUGUAGUAGGCGUAAGGAUAAAAGGACACCAGCAAACAAAGAAACUGAACAACCAACAACCAGCAUCGAAUUUAGCUGUAAUAUCACAACAAAAGUAAAAGCAAAAGUAAAACCAAAAUACAAGUAAAACAAAGCAAGUUAAAAAAUAAAAACAAAUACGAAGCCACAACUAAAUUAAUUUUGAAACCAAGUAUGUAUUAUAUUUACUUGUAUCUAUGUACGUGUUGGGUAAACACAAAAAAAAACAAGCAAAAGCAACAAAAAUAUGUGUAUAUUAGCGCAAGAUGUGCGUUCGUAUAUUGCGUGUAUGUUUGUAAAAUUGUUAUGUGUGUAUGUAUGUGCGUUUUUUUGCUUAGUAUGCGUUUAAUUUUUGCAUUAUUGCUGAUGCAUUUUUUUUUCAAUCUUUUCUUUUGGUUAUUUAACACUUAAGCUUGCAAAGUUACUAUCAAAUGUGAAAAAAAGUUACAAACGUAAGUUACUAACACACACUAACAAAAUCUUAAGCACCUUUAGUUAUUUAAAAAAAAAAAUCAAGCGAAUACAAUUUUCCAAUUGGAAGUCGGUUUUGUGAGUUGUGGGAUUCUGAGAUUUUUUUUUCAAAUUCAAAAGUGUAAGUUUGUCUUUAUAACCAAGAUCAGUUACAUAUAUCUAGGGAUGCAAUAUCGGUCAUAAAAUCAUCGAUAAUGGAGAUAUAAGCAACAAAAAAAUCUCGGCUGAUCGAUAUAUCGAUACCAUAUGAGUUUAAAAUCAAUGUUGGAGAAUUUUAUUUUAGUUAUGUCUAGGGGUGCAAUAUCGGUCAUAAAAUCUUCGAUAACGGUCAUAUCGAUUUUACCAACAAAAAAUAUCGGCUGAUCGAUAUAUACAUAUAUAAAGCAUGAAUAUCGGUUCAAAAUCAAUGUUGAGGAAAUUUAUUUAAAUGCAAUUUGCUAUAGGUAUACUAUGUAUGUAUGUAUGGGCAUAUGCAUCAAGAUGGUCCGUAUAUUAUAAUUGAUUUAACAUUUAAUUGUGCCACCUGAGCUUUUUAGUUAGUUUUCUAUGUAUUUUAUUUGAAGGAAAUGAGUUUUUCCUUAGAAUUCCCAUAAAAUUAUCAUUCAAAUUAUAUAUUUUUUUAUCAAAUAUAAUAUUUGUCUUCGAAAGUUUUCUAAAAUAAAAUUAUGACGCUUAUUAAAAAACAAACAAAAAAAAAAUACAAAUCUGUCGAGCCGUUCGUGUGUGUUGCGAUUACGAACACAUAAAAUCACUUGUUUUUAUCUUAUCGAUCAUAAAAAAAAUUCUUAGUAAAAUUUUACGAGUUAAAUGUUCAUCAUAACUUUUUUAACGAUUUUAUAGCAAUUUCAUUUAAAAUACUCGCAAAUGAAAACUUCAAAGCCCCGCCAGCAAAAUUGAAUAUAAGCUGAUUUUAAAGUAAAAUGGAUUUCCUGUGUAUUUUUCGACCACCUUAAUGGUACAUGGAUCGUCGAGAUUGUACGUGAAUUCAUAAGUUUCUACAAAUGCUCGUGAAGAUGCAUAUGUACUUAUUUCGCACAUACACUGGCGAUCAAAAGUAAGUGCAUGAUGAUUUUUGCUAAAUAUUUGCAAUGUUUUUCAAGUCGAAAUUUUUUUGUUAUUUUCUUUAAAAAAAUAUGGUUCAAGCUUUAUAGUCCAGUUACUCUUGACUUACAUAAGAAAUCGUCAAUGAUUACUCAACAUGUCCACUUAGCCAGAAGUGAAAAUAUUUUGUUUUUGUAUUUUCCUUCUCAGCUAAUGGUCAC